Messenger RNA from Cannabis sativa, 3178 nucleotides. RefSeq names its product cationic amino acid transporter 7, chloroplastic. Gene Ontology annotation, molecular function: amino acid transmembrane transporter activity. The transcript is spliced from 5 exons. Gene Ontology annotation, biological process: amino acid transport; transmembrane transport. Lineage: Eukaryota; Viridiplantae; Streptophyta; Magnoliopsida; Rosales; Cannabaceae. Bases 1163 to 2926 code for a protein of 587 amino acids. The record is from RefSeq and is a predicted model, not a curated record. Gene Ontology annotation, cellular component: plasma membrane.
ACCAUUAUUAUUACUAUUAUUAGUAGUAGUUGGUACCCCACAACCACACAAAGAGCGAUAAUAUAUGAUAUUAAUAUUAAUGAUGAUAUGAGGAAAGAUAGAUUACAAUUACAUUACACCAAUUAAUUUUAAUUUGGUGACCGCAGAUACAAAUUGUAUGAUUGUAAUAAUUCUAUUAUAUUUUAAAAAAAAAGGGUUAAUUCUUAAUGUAUAUAUUAAUAUAUAUUAUGAAUGGAUUAUGGAGCCCAUGUUCUUCUCUACUGUGGUUACAGUGAGUGUGUACUGAGUGGAAUGAAGAAGAAGAAGAUGAUCACGAGUACACCCCAGAAACUUCCAUGUGAAAAGAUCUUGAAAUGACUAAAUGAAAAGAUUCAUCGGUGUUAAAUCAGUAUAUAUGCACUAUAGUACUUCCAAACAAAUAAUGCAUUAAAAAAAAGAGUAACUAUAUCUCAUGAAAUCCAAACCGACUAUCCUUGAAAUACAAUUGCGGUGUUUAAAUAAUGACCAAACAAUUGAAAGUAUAGUGUUUCUUGUUCGAUUCCAAAUACACUGGAAUCAAAUUUUAUUGUUCUUGUAUAGCUCACUCAGCUAAUUUCAUCUUAUAAGCUCACUACUAUCUUAUUCUACUCUAUCCUUAAUGCAAUUCUACUUUUCAUAUACUCAUUAUUUAAGACCGAUCGAAAACCCAAUUGACUUAAAAAAGGAAAAGAAAAAAAAAGGUUUCUGACUCAAAGCCAAUAAUCUUUCUUGGAAUCAAAAUUUCAAGAUCAGCUCAAGAGGGGUAUAGAAAAAUGACACUAAUUACUAGCUAUAUCCAUUCCAAUACACAGAGCCUAAAGAUUGGCUUUGGUGGAGUUGGAUUUUUACUUUAUUAUAUAUAUACAUAAUAAUAAUACUAUGAAAGCUAUAAGCCUAUUUAUCUUUAUUUUCUAGGGGCCCUAGAAAGCAGAGGUGAAAAAAAAAAAUUAAAAAGAGAGAAAAAAGCCUCUUCUCAAAAAGUGGCCAUUCUUUUUUUUUUUUUUCUUUAACUCCUCUCCUUUUCAUUCCCAUUCCCUUCCCUUAUAAAAACCACUCUCUCCUUCUCAUAUUUCCCAUCGAAUCUAACUCAAAGCCCCUUCACUUUACACUCAGUCACUCACUUUAGAUAAAACGAAAGAGUGAAAUGGAGAGUCGGGGCUCGUCUUUUUCCAGCUGCCGAACCUACUUUCGGGCUUUGACCCAAACCCCUGCCCGUUUAGCCCGCCGGGCUGGCUCGGUCUCCACCUCUUACGAAGAAAUGAGCCAGGUCAGAGCACGGUCUGGUUCUAACAUGAUCAAAAGCCUCAGGUGGUUCGACCUCGUCGGUUUUGGAAUCGGCGGCAUGGUCGGCGCCGGUGUUUUUGUCACCACUGGUCGAGCCAGUCGUCUCUACUGCGGUCCCGCUGUUGUUCUAUCCUACGCCAUUGCUGGAGUUUGUGCUCUGUUAUCUGCCUUUUGCUACACAGAGUUCGCCGUCGACAUGCCCGUCGCCGGCGGUGCCUUCAGCUACCUCCGCGUCACAUUCGGCGAGUUUGCGGCUUUCAUAACGGGUGCUAAUCUCGUGAUGGACUAUGUCAUGUCAAACGCUGCCGUCGCCAGAGGCUUCACGGCCUAUUUGGGUACCGCCAUCGGCGUCCCUGUCACGAAAUGGCGGAUCGUGGUUGCCUGUCUUCCCGAUGGGUUCAAUGAAAUAGAUAUCGUCGCUGUCCUCGUCGUUUUGAUGGUUACCUUCGUAAUAUGCUACAGUACGAGAGAGAGCUCGAUGUUGAAUAUGGUGUUGACGGCGCUUCAUAUUGUGUUCAUACUAUUUGUAAUAGUACUUGGGUUCUGGAAAGGUGAUUGGAAAAACUUCACUGAACCCGCCGACCCGAUUCAUCAUCCAUCUGGAUUUUCCCCAUAUGGAGUUUCAGGGGUUUUCAACGGAGCUGCCAUGGUUUACCUUAGCUACAUCGGGUACGACGCCGUUUCUACCAUGGCGGAAGAGGUUCGUAACCCGGUCAAGGACAUCCCUAUUGGAGUUUCCGGCUCCGUUAUCAUCGUCACCGUCCUUUACUGCUUAAUGGCCGCAUCUAUGUCCAAGCUUCUUCCGUACGACUUGAUCGACGCAGAGGCUCCAUUCGCGGCCGCAUUCAGUAGGCAAUCGGACGGCUGGAAAUGGGCUUCGAACGUGAUCGGAGUCGGGGCUAGUUUCGGGAUUUUGACGUCGCUGCUGGUUUCGAUGUUGGGCCAGGCCCGUUACAUGUGUGUUAUCGGACGGUCCAACGUGGUCCCGGCCUGGUUCGCUAAGAUCCACCCCAAGACAUCAACGCCCGUCAACGCUUCCGCUUUUCUCGGUAUCUUUACGGCUUUGAUUGCCCUUUUCACUGAUCUAAAUGUACUUCUCAAUCUUGUCUCAAUUGGCACUCUCUUUGUCUUUUACAUGGUGGCCAAUGCUGUGAUUUAUAGGCGUUAUGUUGCUGUGGGGACUACCAAUCCUUGGCCUACAUUGUCUUUCCUCUGCUCGUUUUCCUUAACAUCCAUUUUGUUCACCCUCAUAUGGCAAUUCGCCCCGCCGGGCAAACCCAAAGCCAUCAUGCUAGUCUUCAGUGCCUUGGUUGCCAUUGCUAUGUUGCAAAUUUUCUAUUGUAUGGUUCCACAAGCGAGAAAACCCGAGUUUUGGGGUGUCCCUUUCAUGCCAUGGAUUCCAUCCACAUCCAUUUUCUUGAACAUUUUCUUGUUGGGUUCUCUCGAUGGUCCUUCCUAUGUGAGAUUCGCCUUCUUUUCCGCCUUGGCAGUGCUUGUUUACGUGUUCUAUAGUGUUCACGCAAGCUUUGAUGCCGAGGGAGAUGGCGCUCUUAGUGUGAAGAACGUAGAAAUUCACUUGGAAACAACAGAGGAUAAAAGCCAAGAUAAUAGUGUUAAAGUGUAGAAAUUACUUGUCAAUUUAUUUUGUUGACAUUUUAAGUCAAAACUUUUUUCUUUUUAGUAGGCUUUCAAUGGGUACUGAGGAAGAAAAAAGAAGAUAGAAAUAGAAAUAGAAAUACUCUGCAGUUUUGCAGGAGUAGCACCAAAUUGUAUAGUUGGGUUACUUGAAAGGGUUUGGCCUUUAGGUGUGAUUCCAUUAAUGUACAUCAAAAACUGCAGUAUAAGAAAUGGACAAGAAAGAGCAGUUUUCCUUUCA